Messenger RNA from Fimicolochytrium jonesii, 2234 nucleotides. RefSeq names its product trypsin-like cysteine/serine peptidase domain-containing protein. NCBI's taxonomy places the organism in Eukaryota, Fungi, Chytridiomycota, Chytridiomycetes, Spizellomycetales, Powellomycetaceae. The transcript is spliced from 10 exons. Gene Ontology annotation, molecular function: protein binding; serine-type endopeptidase activity. The coding region runs from base 110 to 1756 and encodes 548 amino acids. Gene Ontology annotation, biological process: proteolysis; positive regulation of apoptotic process; programmed cell death. The record is from RefSeq and is a predicted model, not a curated record.
GUCUGUCUUGUUCGCUACGUCCGUUUGUCACGGGCGCGCGGCCUCCCUCCUCCUCCUUCCGCUCGGACCUUUCUGCAACUUCGCACACUCACCCUCUUGAGGAACCGCAAUGGUCGGCGUCCGCGCCCCACGGCUACACGGGCUCCCCCUCCCAACACCCCUCGCUUUGCAGCAACAGCCUAUGAACCGCCUACUGCCACAAACGUAUCAUCAACCCCUCGCAAAGUUAUACCGCACAGCACCCUCCAGCGGUCGCCCAUCACAACCACCACCACCACACGCGCAACGCGGACCGCCAGCACCACGACGCCGCCCAGGCGACUCCCACCCCCACCCCCGACUAUCCGCACGCUCAGCACCACAUCCCACCACCACCAACCCCUCCACCACAGGCGUCCCACUAUGGCUCUUUGCAACUGUCGUCUCCCUCCUUCUAGGCUUCAAAGUAGGACAGGUCUCCGCUUGGGGGCCUUGGUCUUCCUCGUCUCAUAACUACAACAAUCGGGACGACCACGACCCGGACCCGGACUCGCCCGCCGUCUUCAUUAUCGGGAAUAAGGAUUAUCAUCGCGAGAGGGAACUGGAGCAUGGGCACGGACAACAGCAGCAGGAGGAGAGACGGCAUAAGUGGAGGGACGGGUUGAGGAAGGGGAGGGACAGGACUGGUGGGAAAGAGGGGAAGGACAAGGACAAGGACAAGGGAAGGGGUCAUUCGUUUAUUGCCGAUGCGGUCGAGGGUGCGGCGGGCAGCGUUGUCAACAUUUGUGUUGUAACUGAAACAUCAUCCAUGCUCUCGAAAGAAAGCCUCGCGACAUCCGGAUCAGGGUUCUUUAUCGACGAAGACGGGUCCAUCUUGACCAAUGCCCACGUAGUCUGCGACAUGAGUGACGGGAGCAAGCUGACGGUAACAGCAACAGAUGGAACAGAAUACGACGGAUACAUACACAGCAUGGAUACGAUGUCUGACCUGGCCGUGGUUAAGAUCAGGCCACGGCCGGGGGAUGUACCGAGGAAAUGGCCUGUGCUCAAAUUGAGCACGAACAUCAACCUUCGCCUCGGCGACUGGGUAAUAGCAAUCGGCUCCCCCUUCGGCCUCCAAAACACAGUAACAGCCGGCGUCGUCUCCUCCAUCCGCCGCGCAAAAGACGAGAUCGGCGCAGCCUCCUCCGAUGUCCGCGUCGAGUAUAUACAGACCGAUUGCGUCAUACAUGAGGGCAGCUCGGGGGGGCCGCUCGUUAAUUUGGAUGGGGAGGUUGUUGGCAUCAACACGACCCGCGCAGCCGGCGAAGGCAUAAGUUUCGCGAUCCGGGCCGACAACGCGCUCGACCUGAUCCAUCAGCUGCACAAUGAAGGGAGGAUCGUGCGGCCCUGGUUAGGAUGCAGGAUGGUAACCCUAACCCGCGACAUCCAAACGCAGCUCCGUGAAGAGAACCAGUGGGCGUACCUCCCUCCCGCUACGAGCGGGGUUAUCAUCACCGCCAUGGUACCCGACUCGCCAAGCUCCCGAGGCGGCCUCGCCGAGGGGGACGUGAUCACCGCCGUUAACGGGAAACCCGUGCAUAGCAGCCAAGAGGUCUACAAACACAUGGGUCUGAAGAUCCACGAGCCCGUCACCUUCCGCGUCGCGCGCAGCGUUCCCCUCGACAUCGACUGGGACGGGCGGUCGCAGCGGUGGGAGGUGCAGCAGCUGGACCUGGUGGUGCGGCCCGAUGAGUUUGAUGAGAGCGUUCAUGUGGAUGAGAGUGGGAGGGGUUGAGGAGGGCGAACGGUGUCGGGGCGAUCAGGGGGAGGAUGCACGAGUGGGUAUUGAGAAAGCUUUGCGGAUCGGGAAGAUUUCUUCGUUGGGAGAUUGGGGGCGUUUUGUCCCCGGGUUGCGUCGUAGUGUAGACCUUUACAGUUUAGGGCAAUAUAGCAAAAAAACAACCCAUUUCGGGGGGCUGUUCUGGGUGGUUCCACAACCCCCGUUCAUGCACAGAAUUCACCGAAAUGUACUCAUAUGACGCUUUUCCCCAAAAGUUUGCUCUUCUUCAUACAGUUAGUCGCACAUGAUAUAGUUUUGUCACCCCGCUCCCAUCACCCAUGUUGAGUAUUCAACCCCAACCCAAAACACCACUACGCCCGUACGAAUAAAUAUCCUCUGCGCCCACGUUGGGUUUGUGAAUUCGGGGGAGGUAGAAUGUACUGCACCAGACCCCCCUUAGCGACACACACCCACUUCCAUACCCCCUUCCCCA